AUGUGUGGAUUUCUUAUUGCCGGACCAUUGUAUUCCGCUUAUCCUGAGGAACCUCAGACUGUGAGGGACGGUGCCGUCCUUCCAACAGAUAAGAGAUUUUUCUGUACUGAGUGCGAGAAGUGUUUCAAUUCUAAGUCUACUCUAAAUAAGCAUAAAAAAAUUCAUACAGGUGAGAAGCCACAUUCCUGUUCUGAGUGUGGGAAAUGUUUUUUAGAUAAGUCCAGUCUUUAUAAGCAUCAGAGAUCACACACGGGUGAGAAGCCGUAUUUCUGUCCUGAGUGCGGGAAAUGUUUUUCAGUCAGGUCAAAUCUUUACAGACAUCAGAGAUGGCACACGGGUGAGAAGCCGUAUUCCUGUCCUGAGUGCGGGAAUUGUUUUUUAGAGAAGUCACAUCUUGAUACACAUCAGAGGUUGCAUACGGGUGAGAAGCCGUAUUCCUGUCCUGAGUGCGGAAAAUGUUUUUCUGUUAAGUCGAAUCUUGACACACAUCAGAGAUUGCACAUGGUUGAGAAAUCGUAUUCCUGUCCUGAGUGUGGGAAUUGUUUUUCAGAUAAGUUCAGUCUUUCCAAUCAUCUGAGGUCACACAUGGGUAAGAAAUUGUAUUCCUGUUCUGAGUGUGGGAAAUGUUUUUCAGAAAAGUCCAGUCUUUCCAGACAUAAGAGAUUACACACGGGUGGGAGGAGAGUGCAGUACCUGAACGACGGUUCCGACACCCUCAUACCCCUAUCGAAAGUCGGCGGUGAGCGGGUGGAGAGCGCAGUACCCGACGGAGGUUCCAAACAGCUGAUGUCGCGGCGGGGAAAGAGCCAAGGAAGACGCGUAGGAGGUGUUCAAGCUCCCUGCCACUCAUACAUCACACGCUACAUGACGGUGAGGAGGGGAGGGGAGCAGCAGGAGGAAGCCGUCGGAAGUAGGGCGCUGAGAAGGGAAUCAAUAUCUGAAAGUCUCCUCAAGGCUGCAGCGGUAACAGCGACUCAGAAUACACUGGUAUCUGUAACUGUUCCAGAUCUGCCGGUGAUAAAAGGACAACAGUGGUCUGCUGAUGAGGAGUUGGUAACUGUAUCAGAAUCAGUCCUUAGCCCAGCCACCUCGGUGGUCAGAGCGGUGAACAACACAGUUGACUUGUGCAAUAUAGGUGAGACUGAGAGAUCCCCAGUGGAGGGGUGGACGGAGGUGGCCUCAGGAGCAACAGCGUGGAAUAAAGGUACUUUUGAAACACCUAUACUGUUACGGUCUGCUUUGCUGGAAAUAGCGGACAAUACAGCGGGGGAUAUGAAUAAGGGGUUCAGAGAGUAUACAAAGGCACCAUCUGUAGUAGCACUAAUGUCUACAACCCCUACAUCCCCUGCACCAUCCCCUGCACCAUCCCCACCUCUAAAUCAGAGGGAGAAGGGCGCAACAAAUGAUGAAUUAUUAAGUUCUAAAGAGAGCGAGCAUACAUCAGAAGAAGUCAUGCAGUCUAGCAUACAGAAUGUACAGAGUAUGCCCGAUACGGGGGACACAUCUGAACUAGAGCUGAUACCGGAUAUGCGCCAGUUAAGCAGGCUUAUUCAGGCUCUCCCAACCAGAGACGAUAUUCAGAAAAUGUUAACAUUAAUGAUGAGUACGUGGAAAGAAGAGUUGGAAGAAGUCCGGAUAAAGGUGGGGGUGGGGGAGCAAAAAGUGGGCAUAUUGGAGGAGCAACAAGUGGUCGUGGACUUCAGAUUGGGGGUACUAGAGGAAAAGUGGGAGAAACAGCAACAGCAGCUGGUCAGAUUGCAGUUAAAUGCUGAAGAGGCAGAUAACAGAAGUAGAAGGAAUAAUAAUAUUUUACAGAAUAUUGUGGAGGCCUCCAUUGGAUCAUUUACAAUCUCUGAUCACUCACCAACAAAUUGUAAACUGGAAUGGGGAGAACCGGUAGCGCGCGAGUGGCACUGGAAAAUAAACGAGUCCCUUCUGAAAGACCCAGAAUAUGAGGAAAAAAUAGUGCAGGAAAUGGAAGGGUUCUUUUCUGAUAAUGAGGUGGGAGAGGUGUCGCCUAGCUGUAUUUGGGAAACGCAUAAAUGCUUUAUGAGAGGGAUUUUAAUCUCAAUGGGAACACAAAGGAAACGUAAGAUAGGGAGACAGAUAGAAACAUUAUUGGGAGAAAUUCGUAAAUUAGAAAAUGUACAUAAAAAAACGUUGGCUAUUCAGAUUGAGGAGAAGCUGAGGCAGACACGAGAGGAACUAAAUCUGUUACUAACAGACAAUGCAAAAGCCUCACUAAAAAGAGGUAAACGUGCCUUCUAUGAAUAUGGCAAUAAGCCGAGUAGAAUGCUAGCGAGGGCUUUAAGAGAAACGAGGAACCAAAAUCAUAUAGAUGGCAUCAAAACAACAGGAGAUAGGAUAGUGAAAUCCUCACAAGAAAUUGCAAAAGUAUUUAAAAAUUAUUAUACGAAAUUAUAUCAAUUAAAAGAAGAGAGGGAUACAGGAAAGAGGAGUAGGCAGGAGGAGAAGAUAAAGGAAUAUAUAGAGAAGGCGGGAAUGCCGAAAUUGGCAGAGGAAAUUGGGAGAGAUAUGGAAGGGCCGAUCACGGCCGAAGAAUUCACAAAUACUCUCAAACUGCUAAAGACAGGUAAAGCCCCCGGCCCCGACGGGUUUACCCUCUUUUACUAUCGGACCUAUGCAGAAAAAUUGAUGCCAAGAUUUUUAAAAGCUUAUAACGCGAUAAGAGAAGGACAGGGGAUACCGGAGGAAGCCCUUAUGGCACAUAUAGCGGUGAUACCCAAGGAGGGAAAAGAUUUAACAUUAUGUUCCAAUUAUCGCCCUAUAUCGUUAUUAAACGUUGACUUGAAGAUCUUUACAAAAAUUCUAGCAAAUAGAAUAUUACCACAUAUCCCUGAUUUGAUACACCAAGAUCAGGUGGGAUUUACCCCAGGAAGGGAAGGCAGGGAAAAUACGAUGCGGGUGAUUAAUGCGAUCCAUCUCUCCCAGGUAUCCAAGAAAACACUAGUUCUGGUAUCCACCGACGCUGAAAAAGCGUUUGAUAGGGUCGACUGGAAAUUCUUAAAAGCAAUUAUAAAAUAUAUCGGCUUGGGGGAGGGGAUGCAAAGAUGGGUUAUGAGCCUAUAUUCACAGCCAAAAGCUAGAAUAAAGAUAAACGAGACGAUGUCGGAACCCUUUGAGAUACGGAAUGGGACGCGGCAAGGCUGUCCCCUGUCACCAAUUAUUUUUAUUUUGACACUUGAACCCUUUCUGAGGACGAUAAGGAUGAAUACCGAUAUUAGAGGCAUCUGUGUAAAGGGAGGAACAUACAAGUUAGCUGCUUUUGCGGAUGAUUUGAUGUUUUCUCUUACGGAACCUGUUUUAUCUCUUCCCCCAUUGCUAGCUGAGAUUGCUGAAUAUGGCGUGCUAUCAAAUUUUAAAGUAAACUAUGACAAGUCGGAGGCAAUGGGGGUGGAGAUGAAUAUGGUACAACAACGACAAUUAGCCGCCUCUUUUUCAUUUAAAUGGACAAAUUCUCAUAUUGGAUAUCUGGGGACUAAAAUCCCGAAGAAACUAAAUAGAAUCUUAGAGCUUAAUUUAGCACCGUUGACAAGGCAAAUAAAACGUGAUUUACAGAAAUGGGAUAAGGAGGUUUUUACCUGGUUUGGCAGGGUCAAUAUUAUAAAGAUGAAUGCAAUGCCUAGGAUAUUAUAUCUAUUACAGACACUCCCUACCAGUAUACCUCAAGGGUUCUUGAAAGAGAUUAGAAUGAAGUUUGCGGGAUUCAUAUGGGCAGGGAAACCAGCCAGAGUCAGAAGAGAUAUCUUAACUUUACCUAAAGAAAAAGGGGGCAUAGGUUUCCCAGAUCCACUCGCAUACUAUGAGGCUGUACAUUUGUCAAGAGUUCUUGAUUGGUGUGCUACCCCGAAGAUUAAACCAUGGAUUCUCUUAGAACAGGCAAUGAUAGAAAUACCGUUGGAAGGACUAAUUUGGCUUUCUAAAUCCAUUUUACCACAAUCAGUUAAAAAGCAUCCAACAAUAGGGACGACAAUUAAUGUGGUGAAAAAAGUAUUUAGAAAAUCAAAUGAUGAAACAGAAGCAAAUCCUCUGACUCCGGUCCUGGGAAACCCGGCAUUUAUGCCGGGUAUAAACGACCCAGGGUUCGAGAAUUUAAAAAGACAAGGCAAAACCAGAUUGAUUCACUUUCAGAAGGAAAAUCGGGUAAUGACAUGGGAGGAAAUUGAAAGCGAACUAGCGGAGGUUCUAGAACCAUUCAGGCGAAGACAGCUAAGGGGGUUCCUGCGAUCAAUACAGAGCCAGACAACAGUGAGGACGAGUUUGUCGGAAUUUGAGAAAUUGUGUCUUAAGGGAGAGGCGAUGAGACACUCGUUAUCAAUAUUUUAUUCCCUGGUAAAUGAACUUAAAGCUCCACAAGAAAUAGGCUUUAUACAUGCUUGGGAGAGAGAUCUAGGGGUAACUUUUACAGAGAACCAGAAGGGAAAAAUUUUUGAGUUUAAUCAUAAAGCCUCUCUAGCAUCCAAAUACCAGGAGGGAGGAUAUAAGAUCCUGAGUAGGUGGUAUAGGACCCCGGAAGUUUUAAACCAAAUUUUUCCACAAGCGUCAAAUCUUUGUUGGCGAUGUUCAAAAGAAGAAGGAACUCUGAUACAUAUUUUUUGGAACUGUGAAGGAGUGAAAGAAUUUUGGAGGAUGGUGUCUGAGGAAAUAGAAGAGAUAACUGAAAUGUCUCUUGGAGAGAAUCCAGCGGUCUACCUGUUGUUGGACAUCCCUAUAUCAGUAGUUAAGUACAAAAAAUCUUUGAGUGGAAACCUUGAGGAUUAUAAUAGUGUUAUUAAAGAAGAGUACAAGCAAGAGGACGAGGAAUAUGGUAAGACUGUGAGGGACGGUGCCGUCCUUCCAACAGACAAGAGGUUUUCCUGUACUGAGUGCGGGAAGUGUUUCCGUUUAAAGUCUGGUCUUACUGUUCAUAAAAAAAUUCAUACAGGUGAGAAGCCACAUUCCUGUUCUGAGUGCGGGAAAUGUUUUAUAAAAAAAUCAAAACUUGUCACACAUCAGAGGUCUCACACGGGUGAGAAGCCGUAUUCCUGUCCUGAAUGUGGGAAAUGUUUUGCAGUUAAGUCGCUUCUUGACACACAUCAGAGGUCUCACACGGGUGAGAAGCCGUAUUCCUGUGAUGAGUGCGGAAAAUGUUUUACAGCUAAGUCCAGUCUUUAUCCUCAUCAGAGAUCACACACAGGUGAGAAGCCAUAUUCCUGUCCUGAGUGCGGGAAAUGUUUUUCAGUUAAGUCAUAUCUUGACAGACAUCAGAUGUCGCACACGGGUGAGAAGCCAUAUUCCUGUUUUGAGUGCGGGAAAUGUUUUUCAGUUAAGACGAGUCUUAGCAAACAUCAGAGGUUGCACACGAGUGAGAAGCCAUAUUUCUGUCCUGAGUGCGGGAAAUGUUUUUCAGUUAAGUCAUAUCUUGACAGACAUCAGAUGUCGCACACGGGUGAGAAGCCGUAUUCCUGUGAUAAGUGCGGGAAAUGUUUUUCAGUUAAGUGGCUUCUUGACACACAUCAGAGGUCGCACACGGGUGAGAAGCCGUAUUCCUGUGAUGAGUGCGGAAAAUGUUUUACAUCUAAGUCCAAUCUUUAUCCUCAUCAGAGAUCACACACAGGUGAGAAGCCACAUUCCUGUUCUGAGUGUGGGAAAUGUUUUUUAGAUAAGUCCAGUCUUUAUAAGCAUCAGAGAUCACACACAGGUGAGAAGCCAUAUUCCUGUCCUGAGUGCGGGAAAUGUUUUUCAGAUAAGUCAGAUCUUAAGAGACAUCAGAUGUCGCACACAGGUGAGAAGCCGUAUUCCUGUCCUGAGUGCGGGAAAUGUUUUUCAGUUAAGUCGAAUCUUAGCAAACAUCAGAAGUUGCACACGGGUGAGAAGCCGUAUUCCUGUCCUGAGUGCGGGAAAUGUUUUUCAGUUAAGUCGAAUCUUAGCAAACAUCAGAGGUUGCACACGGGUGAGAAGCCGUAUUCCUGUCCUGAGUGCGGGAAAGGUUUUUCACAGAAGGCCCAUCUUUACAGACAUCAGAGAUCACACACGGGGAAGAAGCCACGUUCCUGUCCUGACUUCAACUCUUCUGGGAAGGCCUUCCACAAGGUUUACAAGUGUGUCUUUGGAAAUAGUGGAAACCUUGAGGAUUAUAAUAGUGUUAUUAAAGAAGAGUACAAGCAAGAGGACGAGGAAUAUGGUCCUCAGACUUUGAGGGACGGUGCCGUCCUUCCAACAGACAAGAGGUUUUCCUGUACUGAGUGUGGGAAGUGUUUCCGUUUAAAGUCUGGUCUUACUGUUCAUAAAAAAAUUCAUACAGGUGAGAAGCCACAUUCCUGUUCUGAGUGCGGGAAAUGUUUUAUAAAAAAAUCAAAACUUGUCACACAUCAGAGGUCUCACACGGGUGAGAAGCCGUAUUCCUGUCCUGAAUGUGGGAAAUGUUUUGCAGUUAAGUCGCUUCUUGACAUACAUCAGAGGUCACACACGGGUGAGAAGCCGUAUUCCUGUCCUGAGUGCGGAAAAUGUUUUACAGCUAAGUCCAGUCUUUAUCCUCAUCAGAGGUCUCACACGGGUGAGAAGCCGUAUUCCUGUCCUGAAUGUGGGAAAUGUUUUUCAGUUAAGUCAUAUCUUGACAGACAUCAGAUGUCGCACACGGGUGAGAAGCCAUAUUCCUGUUUUGAGUGCGGGAAAUGUUUUUCAGUUAAGACGAGUCUUAGCAAACAUCAGAGGUUGCACACGGGUGAGAAGCCAUAUUUCUGUCCUGAGUGCGGGAAAUGGUUUUCAGAUAAGUCAGAUUUUAACAGACAUCAGAUGUCGCACACAGGUGAGAAGCCGUAUUCCUGUGAUAAGUGCGGGAAAUGUUUUUCAGUUAAGUGGCUUCUUGACACACAUCAGAGGUCGCACACGGGUGAGAAGCCGUAUUCCUGUGAUGAGUGCGGAAAAUGUUUUACAUCCAAGUCCAAUCUUUAUCCUCAUCAGAGAUCACACACAGGUGAGAAGCCAUAUUCCUGUCCUGAGUGCGGGAAAUGUUUUUCAGAUAAGUCAGAUCUUAAGAGACAUCAGAUGUCGCACACAGGUGAGAAGCCGUAUUCCUGUCCUGAGUGCGGAAAAUGUUUUUCAGUUAAGUCAAAUCUUAGCAAACAUCAGAGGUUGCACACGGGUGAGAAGCCGUAUUCCUGUCCUGAGUGCGGGAAAUGUUUUUCAGUUAAGUCAAAUCUUAGCAAACAUCAGAGGUUGCACACGGGUGAGAAGCCGUAUUCCUGUCCUGAGUGCGGGAAAGGUUUUUCACAGAAGGCCCAUCUUUACAGACAUCAGAGAUCACACACGGGGAAGAAGCCACAUAAGAGGUUUUCCUGUACUGAGUGCGGGAAGUGUUUCUGUUUAAAGUCUAAUCUUACUGUUCAUAAAAAAAUUCAUACACGUGAGAAGCCACAUUCCUGUUCUGAGUGCGGGAUAUGGUUUUUAAAAAAAUCAAAACUUGUCAGACAUCAGAGGUCUCACACGGGUGAGAAGCGGUAUUCCUGUCCUGAGUGCGGGAAAUGUUUUUCAGAUAAGUCGCAUCUUAAAAGACAUCUGAUGUCGCACACGGGUGAGAAGCCGUAUUCCUGUCCUGAAUGUGGGAAAUGUUUUGCAGUUAAGACGCUUCUUGACAUACAUCAGAGGUCGCACACGGGUGAGAAGCCGUACUCCUGUGAUGAGUGCGGAAAAUGUUUUACAGCCAAGUCCAGUCUUUAUCCUCAUCAGAGAUCACACACAGGUGAGAAGCCAUAUUCCUGUCCUGAGUGCAGGAAAUGUUUUUCAGUUAAGUCAUAUCUUAACAUGCAUCAGAAGUCGCACACGGGUGAGAAGCCAUAUUCCUGUCCUGAGUGCGGGAAAUGUUUUUCAUUUAAGUCAAAUCUUAACAUACAUCAGAGGUUGCACACGGGUGAGAAGCCAUAUUCCUGUCCUGAGUGCGGGAAAUGUUUUUCAGAUAAGUCAGAUCUUAACAGACAUCAGAUGUCGCACACAGGUGAGAAGCCGUAUUCCUGUUCUGAGUGUGGGAAAUGUUUUUCAGCUAAGUCCAGUCUUUCCUAUCAUCAGAGAUCUCACACGGGUGAGAAGCCGUAUUCCUGUCCUGAGUGCGGGAAAUGUUUUUCCGUUAAGUCGCAUCUUGACAGCCAUCAGAGAUCACACACGGGUGAGAAGCCGUAUUCCUGUCCUGAGUGCGAAAAAUGUUUUUCACAUAAGUCUAGUCUUUACACACAUCAGAGGUCACACACGGGUGAGAAGCCGUAUUCCUGUCCUCAGUGCGGGAAAUGUUUUUCACUUAAGUGGUAUCUUGACAUACAUCAGAGAUCACACACGGGUGAGAAGCCGUAUUCCUGUCCUGAGUGUGGGAAAACAUUUUCACAGAAGCCCCAUCUUUACACACAUCAGAGGUCUCACACAGGUGAGAAGCCGUAUUCCUGUCUUGAGUGCGGGAAAUGUUUUUCAUUUAAGUGGCAUCUUGACACACAUCAGAGAUCACACACGGGUGAGAAGCCAUAUUCCUGUUCUGAGUGUGGGAAAUGUUUUUCAGUGAAGUCCAGUCUUUCCUAUCAUCAGAGGUCUCACACGGGUGAGAAGCCGUAUUCCUGUCCUGAGUGCGGGAAAUGUUUUUCAGGAAAGUCGCAACUUGACAGACAUCAGAGAUCACACACGGGUGAGAAGCCGUAUUCCUGUCCUGAGUGCGGGAAAUGUUUUUCACAGAAGCCCCAUCUUGACAGACAUCAGAGAUUACACACGGGGGAG
This is a messenger RNA of Rana temporaria (common frog), 8754 nucleotides long. RefSeq lists its product as uncharacterized. Lineage: Eukaryota; Metazoa; Chordata; Amphibia; Anura; Ranidae. The transcript is spliced from 11 exons. Gene Ontology annotation, biological process: regulation of transcription by RNA polymerase II. The annotation marks the transcript as partial. Gene Ontology annotation, molecular function: RNA polymerase II cis-regulatory region sequence-specific DNA binding; DNA-binding transcription factor activity, RNA polymerase II-specific. The record is from RefSeq and is a predicted model, not a curated record.